Rubroshorea leprosula is the source of this 1605-nucleotide messenger RNA. The record is from the annotation of a GenBank genome assembly. NCBI's taxonomy places the organism in Eukaryota, Viridiplantae, Streptophyta, Magnoliopsida, Malvales, Dipterocarpaceae.
GUACCCCACGUACAUUACCAAACAUUCAAACCACAACCGCUUUUUUAGUUACUUUGCUUUUUCUCUUUCUUUGUCAUUGUAAGAGUGAUCGAAUACUUAUCGUUUUAUUGCCUGAACGACAGAAGGUGUAGGAGAGUUGAGAGGAGUGGUGGAGAUGGCGACUAGAGCUGCUGGGUUGGCGGAGCUGAAGCCUUUGGUGAACCUGUUGCUGCCUCUUUGUGUGCAUUGGAUUGCAGAGGAGAUGACUGUUUCUGUGCUUGUUGAUGUUGUGACUGAUGCUCUUUGUCCUGGUGAAUCUACCUGUUCCCAGGCAAUUUACAUCAGUGGUAUUCAACAAACGGUUGUUGGAAUUUUCCAAAUGGUGGUACUUCCACUUUUAGGCCAGCUUGCUGAUGAAUACGGACGCAAACCAAUGCUGCUACUCACUGUCUCCACAAGCAUUUUCCCUUUUGCUGUACUUGCCUGGAACCAGUCCAGAGAUUUUGUUUAUGCCUAUUAUGUUCUGCGCACAAUUUCAUAUAUUUUAAGUCAAGGAAGCAUUUUCUGCAUUGCUGUUGCUUAUGCGGCAGAUUUUAUCAGUGACAGUAACAGGGCUGCAGCAUUUAGUUGGAUUACCGGCCUUUUUUCUGCUUCACAUGUCUUAGGAAAUCUGCUGGCACUCUUUCUUCCCGAGAAGUAUGUUUUUGGGGUUUCAAUUGCUCUCCUGAUUUGCUGUCCACUUUAUAUGCUAUUCUUCCUGGCAGAGACGGCUCAGCUGCCUCCUAAAACAGAGAACAAUUCAAGCUGCCUGAUUAAGACAAUUCAGGUUCUUCAAAAAAGAUACAAAUCAAUGAGAGACGCUGCAAAAAUAGUUAUUAGCAGUCCAACAUUGAGAGGCAUGUCAUAUAUUUCCUUCUUCUAUGAGUUGGGAAUGUCUGGAAUCAGCGCUGUCUUGUUUUACUAUCUAAAAGCAGUUUUUGGGUUCAAUAAAAAUCAGUUUUCAGAAAUCCUGUUGGUGGUGGGAAUAGGUUCAAUUUUUUCUCAGAUUUUGGUGCUCCCCUUAAUCAAUCCAUUUGUUGGAGAGAAAGUGAUAUUGUGCCUUGGCUUACUGGCAUCAAUAGCUUAUGGACUUUUCUAUGGCUUAGCCUGGGCUUCUUGGGUUGCAUAUUUAAGUGCCUCAUUUGGGGUCAUUUAUGUACUUGUGAAACCUUCAACUUAUGCUAUUAUUUCCAAAGCAUCAAGCUCAACUGAUCAGGGAAAAGCACAGGGAUUCAUUGCGGGGGUGCAAUCCAUGGCAAGCUUAUUAUCACCAAUUGCAAUGAGUCCAUUGACAUCUUUGUUCCUUUCUAGCAAUGCCCCUUUCAACUGCAAAGGUUUCAGCAUUGUAGUUGCAUCUGUAUGCAUGAUGGUGUCUUUGUUCUGUGCGUGCUUACUGAAGCAAGAAGAAAACUCGACCCAAGAGAAACCAGAAGAUAUUGAAUCACCACUUUUAUCUUAAUAUCAAGAAAUGUUGUAAUUAGUCUCUUAAAAAUGAUUUUGUUUUCCUUGAGAAGUUGUAAUCGUUAUGUGUAUUUGGAUUUUGAUCUUAUAAUGCAAGAUAUUUUUAAAUAUAUCUUAAGGUUAAAG